This is a messenger RNA of Exophiala aquamarina CBS 119918, 789 nucleotides long. RefSeq lists its product as uncharacterized. Gene Ontology annotation, biological process: proteasome-mediated ubiquitin-dependent protein catabolic process. Lineage: Eukaryota; Fungi; Ascomycota; Eurotiomycetes; Chaetothyriales; Herpotrichiellaceae. The record is from RefSeq and is a predicted model, not a curated record. The transcript is spliced from 2 exons. Gene Ontology annotation, molecular function: protein binding. Bases 1 to 789 code for a protein of 262 amino acids. Gene Ontology annotation, cellular component: cytoplasm; nucleus.
AUGGACUAUCUGAUCACCGAGGGCUAUCCAUCAGCGGCUGAAAAAUUUGCCGCCGAAGCCAACAUCCAGCCCAAAACGGAUUUUACUGGAAUCCAAGAACGGGUGCAGAUUCGGGAAUCUAUACAUCGAGGGGAUCUUCAGGUUGCCAUCGAACUAAUAAAUGAGUUAAAUCCGGAUCUCCUCGAUACCGACAAAAAGCUGCAUUUUUCCCUCUUACGCCUUCAGCUAGUGGAACUCAUCCGUCAAAGCUUCACUUCUUCAGAUCCAACUCUAGUCGGCCAAGCUAUAGAGUUCGCACAGAACAACCUUGCACCCUACGCACCACUAGACGCUCAGUUCAAACACGACCUUGAACGAGCCAUGGCUUUGCUGAUCGUGCCCAAGGAGUCCUGGAACCAGGCAGCCUCAUCAUCGCGAUCAUCAAGCUCGGCUGCAGCAGCACAAGUUCAGAACGACUUUGGUGCUCUCGCCGAGCUUGUCGAUCCAUCCCUGCGCCGCAAGGUAGCCAAGGACGUCAACGAAGCAAUUCUCCAGUCUCAGGACCAACGGAGAGAAGCCAACAUUCGCUAUCUCGUGCGAGCUCGCGCAUGGGCGGAGCAGCUGGCCCGUGAGAAGAAGCUCGAUAUCCCCGAGAACAUGAGCCUGGGUCUCGACAGUGACGAGCGUGCGACCGCCUCCCGAUCCAAUGGCCACAAUGGUGGCGAUACUGAGAUGACAGGAAACAACGGCGAAGAUAACACUCGCUCUGAUGACGCGGAGCUCGCUCGAUAUACAAACAUUCCAUCCUGA